UCCUUUCCAAGUUUGCAGCUGAUCUUCCGUCCAGAUGGUCUCGAGUUUGGUCCCUACGACACUGGUGGACACAGUCCCGUCCAUCCAGAAGCUCAUGUCAGUCCUGGCUAAAAACCUGGACGACGAUUCAGACACAACACUGUACUUGGAUCUUGAGGGAAAUAAUCUUUCGCGAAAUGGCAGUGUUGCUUUUCUCACUCUGCUGAUCAACACAAGCUCUUCACUGGAUGCCAUCUACUUAAUCGAUGUGCAUACACUCAAAUCCUCCGCCUUUUGUACCCCUCAAAGUGAUUCUCAAGUUGGUCCUCCUGUAUCCAGAACCCUGAAAGAGAUUCUUGAAAGUCCUGUUAUUCGCAAAGUUCUCUUCGAUGUGCGUAAUGACUCGGACGCGCUGUAUAGUCACUUUGGUAUCAAGUUGCAAUGUGUCAUGGAUUUACAGCUUAUGGAAAAUGGCUCGUCCAUAACCUCGACAAGUGUAUUGCUGAAGAUUCAGGUCUUGAUAUGGACUCAAAGUCGACCUGGAAAGAGAGAAAGGAGAAGGGUAAAAGGAUUUUUGCUCCGGAAUUGGGUUGCAGGCUUGCAAUCUUCAACGAGCGCCCCUUCAACGAAGACUUGAAGGCGUAUUGUGAGCAGGAUGUUCUAUUCCUCCCGACUCUCUACGAGGUGUAUCGAGCAAGAUUUUGUAGUGAUGGGGAAUAUACGAUGGAUUGGUGCCGACAGAUCUGCGAAGAGACGAAGAAUAGAGUUGAGGAAUCAAUGAAGCCGGACUAUCAACCUCAUGGACAGCAGAAGGCUAUUGCACCAAAGUGGAGGUUCAGUACGUCUGAAGCUCAUAUAUGGCGGGAUUGGGUGUGUUGGGGAAGUAGAAAUGAAGAUAUGACAGCGCAAGACUGUGAGGGAUGGGAAGACGAUAUGGUGCAGAAUGGAGAAUUGUAACUCGGAGCCGAUAUUGUUUUGACAAUCUACACUUGAAUAGUCCAU
Molecule: messenger RNA, 981 nt
Organism: Mollisia scopiformis
Lineage: Eukaryota; Fungi; Ascomycota; Leotiomycetes; Helotiales; Mollisiaceae
Exons: 1
Coding region: 35-616 (193 amino acids)
Biological process (GO): nucleobase-containing compound metabolic process
Molecular function (GO): 3'-5' exonuclease activity; nucleic acid binding
Source: RefSeq, a predicted model, not a curated record